UGUGAUCGUUUUCCCCUCCUGGUAAGCCAGAGAGGAGGGAGAGAGUUUGGAUAUCUGAUACCGCCAGGUCUGACCCGUCUCUAAUGGAAAUGCUGGCAGGAAGCUCAUAACAUUUAUUAGACAGCAGCGAGCAGCUUUAAUAAAAUCAGAAUCCACACAGCUUUAUUACAGACAUUGGGAAGGAAAGGGGCCUGAAGUGGCUGUUUAAGCACCAAGGGUUGCACACCCGGGGGCUGCUGAAAGAGAUCCUCUCCUUUAUGGAGUGGUGCUGGGUUCAUUAUUCAGCUUCCUUGUGAACCCUCUCGUUCAAACCCCGGGGAGGCCCCACACGCCUCCAGGAUGUUUUCCAUGUGCACAGCCCCCAGCUCUAGCCCCAGCCGCUCCUCCUCCCCUGCUUUUUUUUUGCAGAGGGGGUGGGAGGCCAGCCUGGACCUCUCCAUCAUCAGCCACAAGCUGAUGGGUUGCAGAGAGAGCUCCCAGCACUCCCAAAUUGCUUCCAGCUCCCAGCUCUGCUCUGGAGAUGCCCCGGGCAGGCGGUGGCCAAGGGAGUUUCCUCUUGGGAUGCAGUAAGGUCCCGUUGUCAACAGCCAUGUGCUGAAAGCAUGCACUGCCCCAGGAUGAAGGCUCUUCAGGUAACCUAUGACCUGUUAAGUAGCAGGUUUUGCAUCCUAAAUCCAGUCCUGCUCUGCCUCAGCACAGAGGGAAGCCUGCCCAGCACGUGUGGUGUGGCUGCAGCUUGGGGUGGAUCCAGCUUGGGAACUUUUCCUCCUGGGUGCUGUUGGGUUUGUAGCAGUGGCUCAGGCAUUGUCUGGUCCCCCCACUUUAAUUUUGGGUCAGCUCAGCUGCCCUUUGCCCCCUCAAGCUGCCCUUCCAAGGGAUGCUGUGGGACACAGGGCCACUGGCAGUGGUGAUUUUGUGGUGCCAGACACACGUGGGAAGGUGGCUGGUUGGCUCCCAGGAUUCAGAUCUCAUCCAGCAGCAACCCUGUGUGCUCUCACUUUGGAAAACAUCAUGACAACUCCUUGCAGUGCAAACCGGGACUUUAAACUGCUUUUAUUUAACUAGGUAUUUAUUUAAUCCCACAAAGUUUUCAAACCUUUUUUUUUUUUCUCCUGGAGGGAAGCUCCUUCCCGUGGCUGUGCCAGCGGGCAGAGGAUCACAGCAGAGAUCCCACCCGUGUGCAUGUCCCCAGCAGACUGGAAGUGGGUUAUUUUUCUUCCUUUGCAGUGAAAACAGAAUUGAAAAAUCCCUACAACAAAUAUUCCCCAAGAGGCCAUUUUUAUUCCUGGUAUGUCCAUUUGCAGCCGGGUUGUUGUGCAAUCCAGACCGCCUGGAUGGAGCAGGUUUGGGUGUAACCCUUCGGGUGCCGAGGGCCAGCUCUGUCUGUGGGUCACCCUGGGGUGAUCCUGCCUCUCUGCUCAGCCCUGUGAGGCACAUCUGGAGUGCUGCAUCCAGCUCUGGGCUCCUCAGGACGAGAGGGACGUGGAGCUCCUGAAGUGGAGGCUGUGGAGAUGAGGAAGGGCCUGGAGCAUCUCUGUGCCCAGGAGAGGCUCAGAGAGUUGGGCCUGGUCAGUCUCAAGAAGAGAUGACUCACAAGAGACCCCAUCCAUGAUAUAGGUAUCCAAAAGGAGGUGUCAGAUGGACAAGGAUGGACCAGGCUCUGCCCUGUGGUACCCAGCAGUGGGACAAGAGGAAUGGGCAGAAAAUGAUGCCCAGGAAAUUCCACCUGAACGUGAGGCAGAACUUCUUCCCUGGGCAGUGACCGAGCCCGGGGCAGAUUGUCCAGAGAGGCUGUGCAGUCUCCCUCACUGCAGGUAGUCUGGACACACUCCUGAGUAGGGUGCUCUGGGGUGACCCCACUGGAGCAGGGAGGUGGCCCUGGAUGAUCUCAGUUGUCCCUCCCAAGCUGAAUGGACCCGUGGUGGAGAGGAGAGGUGGUGCAGCCCAAAACCUGCCACCCCACAGGGAUUCUUUGUGGGGAGGGGAGGGCAGCAGCCCUGCCAGCAUCCAGGGAGGCAGCAGUGGGGCCAGGAGGGGUGGGUGGGAUGGCUCUUGAGCCACUUCAGAGCCGUCUGGUUCCUCUCAUCCAUGGGAGCAGCUGGCAGAGCAAACCCCCCGGCAGCUGCGGUGCCUGACGUGGAGCAGCAGCAGUUUCAGGCCAUGGCCUCAGUUCUCAUGCUUGGGGGACAAUCUUGGUGAGCCCCUUCCCCGCUUCCCACCCUGCAGCAGUCCCUUUGGGCAAAGCUAUCAGAGGCUGGAUGUAAAUCCAUCAAGCACCAGCCCGUAAUUAAUUAAUUUGCGUGUUUUGACUCCUUCCCUUCGUAGCUCCCGAUUAAAAGCUUAUUUAAGGGGUCACAGACUUCCUCAGUUCCAGAGGGAUUAAAUGUGGGAACAACCGUAGGUCGUAUGUGGGUAAUUGCAACGAGGAAAUGCUCCAAAUUAAAGCUUCCUGCUAGGUCUGUCCAGUGGGAAAACCAAACAAUUCUUUCAGAAUGCCUUUAAAAUCAGCAUCAUGCAGAAAUACGUGGAUUUUUCCCAUCGUGCUGCUUUGCCUGGAGAACACAAGCGGCAGGAUGUGCUCAGAAAAGACACACGAGCGUAACUAAAGCAGAGGAAUUCAGCAGCAAACGAGCCAGCCUGCUCUGGAGCUGGUUUUGAAGCUCGGGCUCAGUAAUUGCUUGUGAAAGCAGAAAGCCACGGCCACCGAGCCGCGGCCCCGCGCGGUGUGGGACGGAGCCGCGUGGGAAAGGCGGCCUUUGGGAAAGGCAGCUUUUGGGAGAGCAAUGAUUUUUCAUCCCUCGGCUGGGAAGUUUAACCCAUCCGUGCCUCGGGGAGGGCUGGCAAAAGGACAAACUUCUGGUUCUCUUGUGAGUCCUGAUACUCUGCUUCCUGCGAAGGCAAAACUUGUCUGCUUUUCUUCAAAGUUAAUGUGUUAAAGUCCCGUUUGGGGGUUGCAGGGAGCUGGAGCAGCGCCAGCAGCUCUGCUCUCACACAGCGACAAGAUGUGGUUUUCCUCCCUAGCAUGAGAUUCGGGUCGUGCUGCUCGUUCAGCCAUGGGAAAGGUGCUGGCACUGCUCUGUGAUGGGAGUCCCUGGUGAGAGCCCCCAGCAGAGCCCCCAGCUCCCAGGGGAUGCCUUCACUUCCCAGGAUUUUCUUUCCCAGCCCUGGAAGAGUUUUGCAGCCCUGAAGCCCUCGGCCUUUGCAAGCACGAGGCUGUUGCAAGUUCAGUGCAGAGAGUAAGGGAUUUGUCCCUGCUGCCAGCCCGGAGGGGCAGCAAUCCAGGAUGCCCUAGGGGAAUGCCAAUGCAGGAGCUCAGGACAGGCUUGGGACGGGCACUCUGCCCAUCACUGAGCCACUCUGCCCAAAAUCACAGAAUCCCAGACUGGUUUGGGUUGGGAGGGACCUUAAAGCCCUUAAAUCUCGUUCCACCCCUUGCCAUGGGCAGGGACACCUUCCACUAUCCCAGGGUGCUCCAAACCCCAUCCAGCCUGGCCUUGGGCACUUCCAGGGAUCCAGGGGCAGCCACAGCUUCUCCGGGCAGCCUGUUCCACGUGUCUGCUCUGCCAGCUGACCCCUGCCUUGCUCGCUGCCAGCUGGAAGUCUGGAUGGAUAACCCCAGCGCCAAAGGCUGGAGAGUUUGAUACGGAGAGUGCCACUGUCCCCCCCGGGGACACCGGGACACCCCCCGCCCGCGCCGCCCAUCCCGUCCGGCAUCUCCCGGGGCGCUGCGGAUGGAUGGACGCGGCGAGAGGGGACAAGGGGCUGUGCCUGCUCCACACGUGGGAAACGCGGCUCCGCCGGAGGAUUUGGGGACACGGAGCCCUUGUGCAGCCUGCCCCAGGCUGCCGCCAGCGAGUCGCGGCAGCCGGCUGCGUUUCCUCGGGAGAGGCGCUGGUGGAAUUGCUAAUGCUCCAGCCCGGAGGUGCAGCAUGCGGAGCGCUGCAGCUGCAGCAGCAGGUACAGCAGCAGCGCCGCCGUUAAUUAUUGACUGUCCCUUCAAUGAUCAGCCCCGAUAAGGCAGCACCCCCCUCGACAGCCCGGGCAGCGCUGGGUGCUCCGCGUUUUCUGGGAAAAAGAACCGUUCCGUGGAAAAGUAACUCGUUCUAUGCACCGGGAUUGAACUGUCCUCGCAAAGGUCAUCCGAGAGCCGUGGGCUGCUCUGUUGGAAAAUCAAUCCCUCUUUUGUGCUUCUUGGUUUAAACUUGUGUUUGCUUUCUGAGCAAGGUCACAGCUCAGCUGACCAACUUUGUAGCUGCUGGAGCAGGCUGGGGUCCAGCCGCGCCGCGCUCGCUGCUCCCGGCCCUUCGCUGCCGGCUCGGGCGUGGGAGAAGAUGCUUUGGAGGGAGGCAAGAGCUGCUGCUCCCCGGGGGGUUUGUGGGUGCCAGCGUGAGCAGGGUGAAGCGACUCCUCAGCCCUUGUCAGAAGAUGCUUAAGUGACAGCCCAGUUAGACCCCACCAUGGAGAAGACAGAAGCAGAUGGCCAGCUACCCCAACCCGACGGGGACAGGGAGCAGCCCCGCAGCCUCCCCUACUCCCUGGAGACACCCUACGGCUUCCACUUGGACCUGGACUUCCUGAAGUACGUGGACGACAUCGAGAAAGGCAACACCAUCCGGAGGGUCCACAUCCACCGCCGAGCCAAGCAGCCCAAAUUCAGCACCCUGCCGCGAAACUUCAGCCUGCCCGAGAGCGGCUCCCGCGCCUGCUCCGCCGCCGCUGCCAGCAAGAGCUGGACCUCCACCUGCUUCUUCCCGCAGCGAAAGGCAUCCCUGGGCGAGGAGCCCCCCCGGGCCGUGCUGCCGGCCGAGGCAGCUCCCGAGGAGCCGAGCUACCGGCGGCGGGCGCUGCUGGCGGAGACGCGGCGGCAGGCGGAGCCGGGCUGGCCGCGGGAUGCGCUGCGGGCGCGGCCGCAGCUGCUGCGAGCCUCCAGCAUGCCCGAGGCGCUGCCCCCCGGCCACAGCCCCCCGGCGGGACCCCGGAGCCCCCCGCGGCACUGCCACGGCCAGCCCGGCUCCCAGAGCGCCUCCAGCCCCAGCUCGGACGGCAGCGCCUCGGCCCCGCCGCGGGAGAUGGAGCGGGACGGCCCCGUGGGGCAUCCCGGGGGGGGUCCGGGCCCCCUGCAGCCCCCCUGGCAGAGCCAGCAGCUGCAGGUGCUGGUGGAGAGCGGCGCCGAGGAGGGCGAUGCCGCCGAUGGCUCCGGCGUGGCCAGGGGCGAGGCAGCGGCUCCGGCUGCCCUCCGGCCGGCAGAGGAGAGCGUGAACCCUGCGGAAAGGGGGCCGAGUGUGAGCGACAGGGAUCUGAACGUGCUGAAGGAAGGAGAGGAGAGGAGUGUCCAGGCUGGAGGGGACAAGGAGAGCGGUGCUCCCCAGGCUCCUGACCGUGGAGAGCCCGGCGGGGUCACGGCGCUGAAGCAGCAGGUCGCUGACCUGGAGGAGCAGCUGGCCAGGAAGAAAGAGGAGCUCGAGCAGGUCAGGGCAGUGCUGCAGCAGCAGGAUCAUGAGAUCCAGGAGAAGGAGAAGAGCAUCAAGCUGCUGGCCAGCUCCAAAGCUCAGCUGGAAGAGCAGCUGUGGCAGGAGAAGUCCAGAGAGGCUGAGCUGCAGAGGCAGCGGGGCAGCGGGGCCUCGCAGCGCCUGGAUGCUGCGGUGAACACGGAGCUCUCCCAGGUGACAGGGCUCAGGCAGGCCCAGGACAAAGGCAUCAACGUCAAUAUCCCGCUCUCCACCAGAUCCAUCGGCGUCGGCGCCCACAGGGCACAGAGCAUCAGCGCCCAGGCCGUGGAGGUGUGCAGGGAGCAGGGGCCGGCAGGUGCUCGAGCAGAGGGACCUUCUGGAGAGGCCAGCACGGAGGCUGGGCUUCCUGCUCCCUGCUUCACCCAGCUGCAGAUCCACGAGCACCUCAGCGACGACAACCAGAACCACCAGAACUCCCUCGGCCCAAAGGCGGCCCAGAGCGAGGCGGGCUUUGGAGAAGAGGAACCUCGGGAAGGGCUGCAGGAGGAAGGAGCCCCUGGCCAUGAGGACCUCCCGGCUGUUGACCCCAUUGGCCAAUAUGUAAAAAAGAUCCAGGAGCUCCUGCAGGAGCAGUGGCUGUGCUUGGAGCACGGGUACCCCGAGCUGGCCAGCGCUAUCAAGCAGCCGGCCUCCAAGCUCAGCUCCAUCCAGAGCCAAUUAGUUAAUUCCCUCAACUCCCUGCUCUCUGCCUACUCCUCACAAGGGCCCGUGGAUAAGGAGAAUUCCAACACGCACUAUCAACAGUUGGAGAACUCUCCAACCACAAGUCUUAAAUCCAUCAUGAAAAAGAAAAGUUGUGGUUUCCAUGCAGGAGGCAAUGGGACCAAAAAGAAUCUCCAGUUUGUUGGGGUAAAUGGUGGCUACGAGACAACGUCGAGUGAAGAAGACACCAGCUCUGAGGACAGCGCGUCGGACGGCGACACCGAGACCGAGGCCGAGGGCAGAGCUGGGGACAUGGAGCCCGAGCAGGAUGGAAGGGAAAGCAGAGGGCCUUCCUCAGGGGAGAAGCGUGAGGAGGAUGAUGAUGAUGAGCAGGAGGCAUCAGCAGGAGCAGCACCCUGCUCUCAGCACCAGGCUCACAGAUGCAAACCCUCCGAAGAUUUCCUUGCUGCCUGCCAGCUCCUCAGUGAACACCUCCCAGAAAUCAGGAGCAGAAGCAAUAAGCAUCUGCAGCACGUCCUCGGCUCCAUCUCCCAGGAGUGGUUCCAGGUGUCCAGCCACAAGGCUUCCAGGCCAGAGGUGGUGGCAGCGUACCUGGAGGUGCUGAGGGACAUCCAGCCCCAGCUCCUGGAGACCGUGGUGAACCUGCCUGACAGGAAUGGCAACACAGCUCUCCACUACAGCGUGUCCCAUUCCAACUUCCAGGUCGCAAAGCUCCUGCUGGACACGGGCAAGUGCUGCCUGGACCUGCAGAACCGUGCUGGCUACACGGCCGUGAUGCUGACGCCGCUGGCGGCCCCCGAGACCCGCCAGGACAUGGAGGUGGUGAUGAGGCUGCUCAAGGAGGGGGAUGUCAACCUGAGAGCUGCCCAGGGCGGGCAGACCGCGCUGAUGCUGGGGGUCAGCCACGACAGGGACGACAUGGUGCGGGCGCUGCUGGCCUGCCAGGCCGAUGUCAACCUGCAGGACGAGGAGGGCAGCACGGCGCUGAUGGUGGCCUGUCGCCAGGGCAACGCCGACAUCGUGCGGCUGCUGCUGGCGCAGCCCGGCUGCCGGGUCACGCUGACGGACAAGGGCGGGAACUCAGCGCUGUCACUGGCCCGCGGGGACAUCGCAGCGCUCCUGCGGGCCCACAUCGAGCUCAGCCCGUCCCUCCAGGUGUGACCGAGCCCACACCGAGCUCAGCCCGUCCCUCCAGGUGUGACCGAGCCCACACCGAGCUCAGCCCGUCCCUCCCGGUCCCAGCACGGCAGCUGGGAGCCAGCACUCCUCCCUGAGCAGCGCCGCUGUGGCAGGGCCACGCAGCGGGGUCACAGGGCAGGAACGUCCCUGCACCAUCCAAAUCAUGCUCCCUGUGCCUAAUUCUCCUCAUUCGUCCCACUCGCAGCCCUGAUCUGUGCCACAAACAACUCCAGACUCUCCUCGUCUCUCGUCUCCGCUUCUCCCGGGGUAGAUUUGGCAGGUGAGCACCCAAAAUAACAGAAAAGCACAUUAGAGCAGCAAUACUUAGUCUUUUGUAACCUGAGGUUAUGGGUGUCCUUUUAAUCGACUACUUAACUGUAUCUCAUUUAACUUGUAAGUUUGUGUCCUAAUAUUUAUUAUCAGCUCUCCUGUAAGUAGUGGCAGGCAGCGAUUACUCCGUGUAUGUAACAACAAACACAAGCUGGAUGGAUUAUGGAAAGCAUAAAAUCCUAUUUAUGUUUGCUUCUGCGGGUCUGAUGUAAGAAUUAAAAAUUAAUGCUCUAGGAAAAUAUUUGAGCAUGCCAGACCCAAACACGCAGACAUUGUUUUGCCUGGCUUUGGCAUUACCAUAUGGCUGUUAUUUUUCCCUAAUUAAGUUUGAGCUAACGAGGAAGUGCAGCCCACUGACAGGCUCUGCAUCACGGUGGGGUGGGGCAGGGCAUUCCAAGCCCUGGAAGAUCCCAGCAGAUUCCCAUCCCAGGGUGUGGUGAUGCUGUCCAAGAGCUCCGUGGAGUGGCUUUGCUGGCAGAUGCCUUUUGGAGCAGCGUUUGCUCCUUGCUUUUCCUCUGCUCAAUUGUAAUAUUCCCAAACUCCUCCUCUAAAGCCAAGCCGUGGUUUAGGUGCUGGAAUUGGGUCUCCCCCACCAUGGAGCACCCACAGGGUCCAGCAUCACCUCAAAUCUGGGUUUUUUCUUAAAUCCCUUUGCUGACAGAGAGGGAGGCAGGGCUCAGGCCCCACUUUUCCAAGCAUCCUUGUUCUGCUGCAUCAGGACCCACUGGCUGCUCUCCCUUGGCUUUGGUGGAGCACACCCAGAUCUCCCUGAUUACCUAAUUACUCUUUUUUUCUUUUUUUUUUUUUUUUUUUUUUUGUAAGCAGAAGUAAAUUGUGGGCCCCUCUGGUUGUUGUUCAGUCAGUUCACAUCCUGACAAAAUGUCUCCUGAGCUGCCUUGUGCCCCCGUCCUUGCAGGGAGGGGAGAGCAGCCCUGACCUCUGUUUUCCAUGGAAAUCUGCCAUCUGCUCACUUUGCUUUCCUUUCUUCACAUUUUCAGUCCAGGCAUUCACUAUCUCAAACUUCUAUCUGCCUCUUUUUUUUUUUUUUUUUUUUUUUAAUCUAUAACCCAAAAUGCCUCUUUGUGUACAAAUAAAAUGAAUUAAACCUUUCCCUGUGUGUGUUCCUGCCC
This is a messenger RNA of Motacilla alba alba, 8812 nucleotides long. It is a transcript of the gene KANK4, whose product is annotated as KN motif and ankyrin repeat domains 4. The record is from RefSeq and is a predicted model, not a curated record. Gene Ontology annotation, biological process: negative regulation of actin filament polymerization. Gene Ontology annotation, molecular function: protein binding. Gene Ontology annotation, cellular component: cytoplasm; cytoskeleton. Lineage: Eukaryota; Metazoa; Chordata; Aves; Passeriformes; Motacillidae. The transcript is spliced from 10 exons. Bases 4458 to 7334 code for a protein of 958 amino acids.